This is a messenger RNA of Scatophagus argus, 8759 nucleotides long. It is a transcript of the gene magi2a, whose product is annotated as membrane associated guanylate kinase, WW and PDZ domain containing 2a. The record is from RefSeq and is a predicted model, not a curated record. Gene Ontology annotation, molecular function: signaling receptor complex adaptor activity; SMAD binding; type II activin receptor binding. Gene Ontology annotation, cellular component: dendrite; cytoplasm. Bases 942 to 5027 code for a protein of 1361 amino acids. Gene Ontology annotation, biological process: receptor clustering; signal transduction. NCBI's taxonomy places the organism in Eukaryota, Metazoa, Chordata, Actinopteri, Scatophagidae. The transcript has 23 exons.
CAGAUACAGUCUAUGAAACCCCCCCAAAAACGAGUUGAAAGACAAAAAAAAAUAUUGUAAACAGCCUUUUUGCAAAACAAACCUUUAUUUAGCCUCUAGUUUAACCUAUAGAAGCACAUAGUGUGAUAGCUUAAGUUUGGAGAAAGACUUUUAAUUCAGUCGGUAUUCCUAAGGCUGCGCUCUUUGGAUUUUCCACAGACUGUGAACAGACAAGGUGUGGAAGCUAAUUUCACCCCAAAUCAACCUGCUAAAUGUUUUGCUUUGGUGAUAUAUUUCCAAAGACAGACAGACAUUUUUCACAGCAGCCAUAUUGACAUGAAAUAGCGAGUAAACACAGAUUUAAAGGAUGAAAUUAGUUCGGUUCCAUUACAUUUAGCGUAGCAAAGCCUUUUCAGCGGGCCAACAGCAGCACUGUGAUUGUGUUUGACCUGAAUGGUAAGAAACCUCAAUUAGUUAUAUUGAUAACACCUGCGUUCACCUGACUGUCAUGUCAAAAUGGCUGCUGUGAACAAAGCUCUGUUGUGUCCAGUCCCAGGUUCAGCCCACAUGACAGAAUGUACAGCAGAACUGUCUUCAUGGUUCCCCCGAGAGAGAAAAACUGGACUAAAUGUAAUAUUUAAGCACAGCGAUUCAUAAGGCGUAACAGUGGUCAGCAGCAGGAGGAGGAGGGUUUGAUGGCGGAUGAUGCAUACCACCACUGACAGCCUCCAGGCAGCUGCUCCAUUCUGAGUGACUGACGGUUUGGUUCUGAAGGGGGCGUGAUAGACAAGGACCUGCGCCACUACCUCAACCUGCGCUUCCAGAAAGGCUCGGUGGACCACGAGCUGCAGCAGAUCAUCCGGGACAACCUCUACCUCCGCACCGUCCCCUGCACAACCAGGCAGCCCAAGGAAGGAGAAGUCCCCGGGGUGGAUUAUAAUUUCGUGACCGUUGACCGGUUUAUGGAACUGGAGAAAAGUGGAGCCCUUCUAGAGAGCGGAACGUAUGAAGAUAACUUUUACGGCACCCCGAAGCCUCCGGCUGAGCCCAGCGCUCUGCUGCUAAAUGUAACGGAUCAGCUGCUGCCGGGCGCCAGACCCACCUCCGAGGGCAAGAGGAAGCGUAACAAGUCUGUCAGCAACAUGGAAAAGGCCAGCAUCGAGCCCCCCGAGGAAGAGGAGGAGGAGAGACCCAUCGUCAACGGCAACGGUGUCGCUGUCACCCCAGAGUCGAGCGAGCAUGAGGACAAGAGCACGGACGCUUCGGGGGACCUCGCCCCGCAGAGCAACCCAGCGGAGGUCCUGACCGAGGCACCCAAAGAUGACGGACUGUCCCCGAAAAUCACAGCGCCCAAACCAGAGGAGAACGACGAGUUAGGGCCACUGCCAGACAACUGGGAAAUGGCAUACACCGAGAAAGGAGAGGUCUACUUCAUAGACCACAACACCAAGACAACAUCGUGGCUGGACCCGAGGCUAGCCAAGAAGGCAAAGCCGCCCGAGGAAUGCAAAGAGGAUGAGCUUCCAUACGGCUGGGAGAAAAUCGAUGACCCCAUUUAUGGCAGCUACUAUGUCGACCAUAUAAAUAGAAGGACCCAGUUUGAGAACCCAGUCCUGGAGGCUAAAAGGAGACUCCAGCAGCAGCAGCAGAUGCAAAGCCAGGGUCUGUCCUCCCUGCCCCUUCCCACCAUCUACAGAGAGAAGCCGCUGUUCACGCGGGACCCCACUCAGCUCAAAGGCAGUUUCUUGUCCACAUCGCUCCAGAAGAGCAACAUGGGCUUUGGCUUCACUAUCAUCGGAGGGGACGAGCCCGACGAAUUCCUGCAGGUCAAGAGCGUCAUCCCCGAUGGGCCUGCGGCAGCUGACGGGAAGAUGGCCACAGGUGAUGUUAUUGUCUACAUCAACGAUGUGUGUGUCCUGGGCACCACCCACGCUGACGUGGUCAAACUCUUCCAGUCGGUGCCAAUUGGACAGAGCGUCACCCUCGUCUUGUGUCGUGGCUACCCUUUGCCUUACGACCCGGAGGAGGCUGCCAACACCAACAACAACACCACCACCACCAUCAUCUCCCCUCUGGGCAUCAUGGAGCAGCGGCCCAUCGUGGUGAACGGCAGGACGGGCUACGACAACUACCUGGACUACCUGUCACGCACGGCUCGAUUCGUCACAGACCCCAGUCAGGACCAGAUCAGCGCCCAGCAGCAGCUGAUCACCCCUCACCCGGGUGACACCCACCUGGACGGCUCGCUUCCUCCUCCCACGGGCGCCACACCUCCUGACAGCGUCUCCAUGGCGUCGUCGGGGGCCACCCAGGGGGAACUGCUGACCCUGACCAUGGUGAAGGGCGUGGAUGGUUUCGGCUUCACUAUCGCGGACAGCGCGACGGGCCAGCGAGUCAAACAAGUGCUGGAGCCUCUGGGCUGCCCGGGCCUGUGCGAGGGUGACCUGAUUGUGGAGAUUAACAAGCAGCCCGUGCAGGGAUUCACACACACGCAGGUGGUGGAGCUUCUCAAGGAGUGUGGAGUCGGAGCUGAGACCUGCCUGGUGGUUCAGAGAGGCGGAACAGGUCACUAUUCACCCUGGAAGACCCCUAAGCAGGUGCUGGAGCAGUGGGAGUCCCAGCAGGGCCAGAGCAGCCCUGCUCAGACCAGCCUGUCAGCCCCCGUUAUCCCCCACAGCGCCCCCUUCCCAUCCCACCACCUCCACAGGGCCUCAGUCCCAGACUCAGCCUCCGAGGCCUUGGCCCUGGCUAAACCAGACCCCUAUGACCUUUAUGAGAAGUCCAGGGCUAUCUAUGAGAGUAGGCAACCUGGCCAGCCACGGACUGCCUUUGCUGUGGAUUCCUCAGCAGCAGAGUACCAGGACAUCGAGGUGCACCUGCGCAGACAGAAGUCCGGCUUCGGUUUCCGGGUGCUGGGUGGCGACGAGGCAGGGCAGCCUGUGAGUCCGGAGACGCGUGAGAAGAUCCUGAUCGGUGCGAUCAUCGAGAAGAGUCCAGCGGACCUGGACGGACGCUUGCGGCCCGGUGAUGAGCUGCUGUUUGUGGACGGGAUCCCAGUGGUGGGGAAGCCACACAGAUACGUCAUUGAUCUGAUGCACGGGGCGGCCCGGAACGGCCAGGUGAACCUGGUCAUCAGGAGGAGGGUGCAGCCAGCAGGUGAGUGCUGUCCAGAGAACGGCCGCAGCCCUGGCUCCGUCUCCACCCAGCACAGCUCCCCCCGCAGUGACUUCACAUAUGGCAACAGCACCAUCACCACCCAGGCGCCCAACGCCAGCGUGGGCAACACCACGGCCCCCUCAGACAGGACGUCCACCCCCAACACACAACCCAGUGACGUCAUCAUCAACCGAAAGGAGAGCGAAGGCUUCGGGUUCGUCAUCAUCAGCUCGCUCAACCGGCCCGAGGCGGCCGCCGCCAACACUGUGCCCCAUAAAAUUGGCCGCAUCAUCGAGGGCAGCCCGGCUGACCGCUGUGGGAAGCUGAAGGUGGGAGACAGGAUACUGGCAGUGAACAGCCAGUCCAUCGUCAAUAUGCCUCACGCGGACAUCGUGAAGCUGAUCAAGGAUGCGGGCCUCAGCGUCACCCUGAGGAUCAUUCCACAGGAAGAGAUCAGCAACCCCCCGUCAGCCCCCAGCUCAGAGAAGCAGAGCCCCAUGGCCCAGCAGCACAGCCCAAAGAUCCAGCCCGCCUCACAACCCAACCCGGCAGUGACAGAACCCAACCCUGCUGUCAGCCAGCCCAACCCCGUGCCACACCAGAGCCCUGUGACCCAGCUGCCCGCCCCCCCGCCGCAGACCUAUGCCCACGAGAGCAGUUACAGGUCGGAGGUGAAGGCGAGGCAGGAUGUUAAACCAGACAUCCGACAGCCGCCUUUCACAGAUUACCGACAGCCGCCCGUGGACUACCGACACCCUCCUGUGGCGGACUACAGGCAGCCGCCCACGCUGGACUACAGACACCCGCCGUUGCUCGACUACAGACAGUUGGCUCCUGACGCCAGGCAGUUCACCAUCCCAGAUUACCGGAUGCCACCAGUUCAACUCGCACAGGACUUUGACUUCUUCACAGUGGAGCUGGAGAAAAGUGUGAAAGGCUUCGGCUUUAGCAUCCGCGGAGGACGGGAGUACAAGAUGGACCUGUUUGUCCUACGGCUGGCGGAGGACGGACCGGCCGUCCGCAACGGGAGGAUGAGGGUCGGGGACCAAAUCAUUGAGAUCAAUGGGGAGAGCACCCGGGACAUGACCCACGCCAGAGCCAUCGAGCUGAUCAAGUCUGGGGGCCGGCGUGUGCGUCUCCUCCUGAAGAGGGGCACGGGACAAGUCCCAGAGUACGAUAAUGCCGCCCCAUGGGAUGGUCGCCCUUCAGCCUCCCCAAGCCUGUCGGAAGUAGCCCCUCCCAUCGACAGCCUUUCCAUGCCAUCGCCUUCAUCUCAUCUGGUCCCGGCUCCCGACCCACCUCACCUGUCGCCUCUGGACGUUCCGCGAGAUCCGAUGGCAGGAGACAGCAGGAAGGAGCGUUCGAAGAGCCCCCAGAAGGCCGAGCUGCCGAAUCCAGAUCCGAACAGCCAGGGGAGGAGAGCGGCCACAACCGGCGGGAGCGGCCGAGCCAAGAAGGAGGGUGGCAGGUCCACCCAAAAGGGGCACAGGGUGCAGUCCACUGCUGAGGGGGGAGGGGGCAAGGAGGGGCAGAGCGGGGAGCCCAAACCUUCCAGGUGCACCAGAGGGAGGUCCAAGGACAGGAACACUGGGGACAACAGAGAAUCCACCCAAUGUUCCAGCACCUCUAAGCUCCCACACGCUAACGGGGGCAGCAGGGAGGAUGUGAACCGUUACAGUGGCGGGCAGCAGCAGGUGGAGUCGGAGCAGAGCAACCCCAGGCCCAGGGAAGCCGACAGGGGCCUGGGAGAGAGCCGACCCAGCCUGCCCAACAAGAGCACCAGCAGCGCAGCGGGGAGGAAGGCCACGGUCUCUCCCGGGCCUUGGAAGAUCCCUGGAUCAGACAAGCUGCCCAGCACGCUGCGCACAGGCACGUCCACGCUGAGCAGAUAACACCGCGGCUCCAGCAGGUCGCAGAGGCCACACCCCCAUCUGGAUGAAACCACCACCCUCACACCUUCCUGUGCUCCUUUCACCCCCUUUCGGUUCCCAUUCUCCCACAGACCACUGAGUCAAAACCGGGUGGGGGGGGGCGGGGUGAUCUGGACCACGUGUUUUUAGUUUUAUUUAUGAUACUGUACUCUAAAUUAUUUUGAGAAAUAUUUUACACCCACCACCUUAAGAACUGGAAAAAUCAUCCACUUUUUGAAAAAAAAAAAAAAGAAAAGAAAAUGGAAGAGCAAGUAGAAUGUGUGUGACGGAGAAUCACUUCAGGGGGUACAAACUGUAAACUCUAUUUUGAGUUGUCCCCAAGCAGAACAUGCAAAUAUAAACAGCUGACAGGAAGCAACUGUCGGCUGCCAUUGGAUUUUUAUAUAUAAAUAUAUAUAUAUAUAUACACACAUAAAUAAAUAUAUAAAGUGGAGUCUGUUUUAUGAACUGGAAUGUUGACAAAGGAGCUUUGACUGGUUUUGACGAGAGCGAAUGGAAGAAAGAGUGACAGCAGAGAUGAAAUCUACUCAUCAACAGAACUUUGCCUUAACAGAGACUGUAUGGGCCUGAACCUGUCUUGAAAUCAAAUCUAUGAGAUGAUUAUAGACAUAGAUAAAUUAUAAUGAAUAUGAAUAUGUGGAAUCAUUUGUAAAUAAGAUCAUCUUUAAGCGAACAGAACCUGAGGCGAGGCGAUGGAACUUCCUGUCCGUGUUCAGACGAGUUAAACGGCGCCACACGGAUGAGAGCUUUCCCCACGCCGCCGCCUCCCUCCUCUACCCGCCCGUUCAGCCCUGUGAUUGCAGUUCGGGGUCUCGCCAGGCCUGCUGAGGUUGACUGCACGGUCUGUUUGCGCUUGAACCAUCACCACAGGUCGGCGGGGGUGUCGUGUCAAUCCAUUUUUCUCAUUUCUGUGCUUAAGGAACAAAGCAAUCCGCGACGGUGGAGUCCGGCCGGACGCUGACAGAAGGAGUUGGUGUGACACCAACCGGGGGGGGGAGGGGCAGAGUGCCUUAGACUGACAGAGGAAGGUUGGCUUACAAGUCAAAGGUUUGACUCCAGUACUAUUUAGAGGGUCCAGAAACAGGCUGCUAUACAGAAAAAACUUUACAGAUUUAAAUAAUAAACAGUAUUUUCUCAGAUAUGAUGAAAUAUAUAAUUUAUCUCACAAGCUUAUGUAUGGAAAUUAGUCGAUUACCAGAUGGUCUCGAGUGUUUCAGUCUGGGUCAUGUGAGUUUUCAUUGCUGAUUGCUUACCGACGUAUCAGACCUCACCUUUGAUCGCCCGUGUGAGAUGGUGUUGGGAAACAUCAGCACAGAGCACCAGUUUAAAUGAGUAAAAUCUGACUGAAUCACUCGUCGAAAGCUUUCUCUCCUGACAGCCCGUCACCUGACGGACUGAAUGGCCUCAAUUUGAGAACGAAACCUUUCUAUCCUUUUCCACGUUGGCUGGGAAACUGUUGCACCUGUCACUGUCAGCUGCUGAAUUUGAUUUGUUUUGGGUGAUUCUGUGUGAUAUUAAGAAGUACAUCUCCGCGCCAAAGCUCCCUGUAGAUUUUCUUUCAUUUCAGCACACACACACACACACACACACACACCUGCCCCUGAAUACGACUCUGUUCAAAGCCUACAGUGUAAACGUGCAGGUGAACAUUUUUACACAACCUGACAGCAGCAGGUUGGCUGUUGCUGUGGCAGAUUAACAAGCGGAAGAUUCCUGAUCACGUUUUAAACAGUGGUUUCUUUGUUUCAGACGGGAGUAAACAAAAGCAGCUUCUGGUUUCUUGAAGCCAGCUGACGAUUUCGCCAGCUAAUGUAAGCUGAUGUUAGAUGAGUCUCAGAUAUGCUCUCAGUGGGUACACACAUGAUUUCAUGCUAGAAGACUGAGGCUAAAGCUGCAUUUUCCAGGCAAAAAGUUAGCAUCUUCAUGGAAAUAAAUAAACAGCUUGUUUCUUUAGGGCACGGUAGAGCUAAUUAGCCACAGCAGAUUUAAUAUGGUAAUAAAAUAAUGUAAGAUCAGACUAUUAUUUCAUUCUCAUGUAACAUCGUUUGGUUGAUUAUCAUACCUGUUUGCAUCUCCUAAACUGUGUUUAACUUUUUAACGUUACGAGAGAAAAGUCUUUUAGGGUGAGGACUAACCGAUAAACAAGCUGUCUGUGGUAACACUGACUGUAGUGUGAACUUACUCAAAUCCAAUUUAAAAAAAAAAAAAAUCAGGAGAGAACAGCUAACAUUAGCUAUCUGCUAAACUAGUUAGCCAGACGUGCUAACGCCAGCUCACGUUAGCGCGGGUGGUCACAUGGUUUAAUCUAUUCGUCACACUCCGACUCCUGUGAGUUUGGUUUGGAAAGGCUAAAACAAAGACGCCAUCCUGUUAAACGGCAUAAAGGUCCAGUAUGUAGGCUUCAUUGGCCUCGAGCUGUGUGGGUAAAUUUCACCCUGCUGCCCUCCCUGUUUGGUUUGUGUGCUCUGGGCUGCUGUGGAAACAUGGCGGCGCUGCAUUGGCGGACUCCGCCAGACGACCUGCUCCCUCUGUAGAUACCAAAGGCUCAUUCUAAGAUAACGACAACACAAAAGACUGUCGGUUUCAGGUGAUUAUACACAAACGAAAACAUAAUUGUGAAUAUUAUAUUGCAUUCCUAAAUGCCCCCACUUCCUACACACUGGGCCUUUAAAUGCUGAGUGCUGCCCCCACACACUCCUGCAACAUGUGGAGAAAUCAGAAGGCUGACAGGCCUGCAGUGCCUGCUAAGCGGAGGAGGAGUUUAUGCAAAAAAAAAAAAAAAAAAAGGUCAAUUGUGAGAUCAAGAAAUCUUUUCACAGCGUUUGCAUCCCCUUUGAAGACGUGAAACAUCAGAAUGGUAAUUUUUUUUCUCUGAAUGAGCCGUGAGUCAUAACACCAGAACAAAAAUCUUCCUCUCUGACCUCUGCAGAGUGAAGUGCAAACAGUGUUUAAAGAAUAAAGAAGCAAAGGGAGACAAGUCAUUAUGUUUGCCUUUGUGAUCCCUAAUUACACAAAGAACAGGCAGCCUGACAUUAAAGCACAAUCUCACAGGGAGGGGUUUCGGGAUGUGAGUUAUUGUGUCGGAGAAAAUCGUCAGCCAGGCUUUAAACGGCUCAGCCUUUCAGUCACUUGUAGAUGGCGUGCGGGGACCAUAUUUUAGAACACACACACAAAAGGCCUCAAGCCUAAAUUUUACAUUUGUCAGACUAAAGGUAGCAAGUGCUGCCUUCAUACGACCGUUCUGCUCGUUCGCUCCGUUAUUUUGUCACUUUUGUGUGAUGCAGAAGGAAAAAAAAUGUGCAUAUUUUUGCACAACUCACAGCUUUUCACAUCUGGAGCCAAAUCGUGAGUAGUUUUCUACAGAAGGCAAGAAGAAGAACAAAAAAGUUUUUUUGUUUUGUUUUUUUUGGGGGGUUUUUUUGCAGAAUGUGUGUUGAAAUUACAGCACAUGCUACACCAUAAACUCCCACCCAAGCGGCUCAGUAUCACUGUGUAGUGUUAUAGCAGUGUGUAGACCCUGAACAAAUAUCUCUAUAAAUAUGACUCAGUGUACUAUUGAUGGUCACAAAGACUGUAAGUGGAGCAACUAUUUUUAUGAAAUGCAACACUAUGGAUAUAUUAACUUUUGCAAAAAUCUUGUUUACCUGUAUGAUAUUCUGAAACGCUGUCAAAAUAAAAGAAAAUCUUGACACA